ACGAGCCUUGUUUGGUUUGCAGAGAGCGAAGUCUACAACACAUUGUAAUACAAGGAAAGUGGAUUGACUUCCAGCCGACUGGAUCUUUCGCCGGUAGUCCCUUGGGAUUCGACUCUCCGACUGAAACCGGGCGAUCGGCGAUUUUAAUAAUUUUUAAAGAGAACAAUACCUCAUACGCAAUGACCAAAGAACGGGGGCAGUGGAGCGAGUUGCAAUGAUUAAUUUAAAUCAUGUUAUGUCAUCGAGAUCUAUCGAUUAUUAUCGUGAAAUUUGAUUAUAGUAACACACCACUGUGGAGAGAAUAGCAGCAUAACACGCGAGGUAUACGAGAUAGAAGGCCGACGUGAAAGCGGACACUAAGUCGUGAGAAGCAGCGAGCAUCCUUUUAGAAGAUUAGUUGUUUUGUCUGCUCAAUAAACCUCAACGAUUUGCAGGAAGGAAGAACGUUUUCGCCGCGAGUGGUGAGUUUGCAUAUCAUUGAAGUGUCAAUUAACAUUGGUUUUCAGCGCACGGAGUGGAAGUGGGAUCCUACGACCUUCAUAUCUGACUCGGAAGAAAAAAAAUAAUUGCUAGAGGACCUCAGUAUGGAGUGAACUACUUGGGUUUCGUGUGUCGGUUCAAAUCACAAGCACCCCUCUCGAGUAUAAACACAAAACAUGCCGCGAACAACAAGAUAGAGCGGGCUACUGUCUGUCGACUGACGGUGAAACACGACAAUUUUCUGGGAUAUGAUCAGCCUGUUCUCUUGUCGCCCACUGAGAUCACGAACGAAUGGUGAUGGGGCGGACCGAGACUACCAGCGAGUGGAUUUCACCAUUCACACGCCAACUUACUCCGUGAAAUACCUUGGCUCACAGAAGUUGUGUAGCCCGGGUUAUGCGGAAAUUUGUAACACGGUCAAAACUAUUUACGUUGCGGAGAAACCGAAAUUGAAAAAAGUUGAUCAUUAUUCGUUGAAGCUAACAAAAGAAGAGCUUUCCUUACGCGAUAGGGAUAGCACCGAGGAUGAAGAGAAGUUGUUUCUUCUUCGAAGAAUACGAUUCACUGGCGUCUGCAAGGCUCACCAGCGGGUUUUUUUCUUCACGUAUCAGUUUGGAUCGAAGUCAGAAUCCGUAGAAUGUAAUGUCGUAUUGUGCAAGAGCAACAACGAAGCGAAAAGCUUAGCGAAGGUUAUAUCAAAGGCUUUUGCGGACGCGCGGAGUGAUUUGCACCAUCAGGAGGUGGCGAGUAGAAAGCUUCAUGCAGAAGGGUUAAGCGAAACUAGUAUGUCACAUCUUCAUGUCGAUGUGAUCUCAAACGUCGAAGCUAACAGACAGUACUAUAACAUGGGUGCGUUCAAGAAUUCUCGGAGCAACUCUGCCGCCAGUGCGAUUUCGGAUUUUCGUUCUAAGAGUCGGACCUCCGACAGACAUAAACAGAGCAAUCAAUCUUGCCAUUUGGGAGCGAGUAUUGAGUGGGAAAGGACGGAGAGUUCGCUAGAUACGAGAACAACCGAUGUAGAGAAGACUUCAACGAGUGGUGAGACAUUCGGAUGUAUUUGUGAGAAGGAGUCCCUUCUUAAAGUUGAUCUGCCGGAGCAAACGGCAGUGGAUAGUAAAGAAGACACCGAAGAGACAAACGGUGAAGUUUUUCUCGAGAACGAGCCAGUUUCUGACUUGGACCUACAGCUUAUUUCACAGAGCAGUUCGACUCUUGCAGAAGAGAAUGACGUCGAUGACGCGACCGAGCGAGACGGUAGUGGGGGAAGCGACUGGUCUAUGGUCCCCGUUCUUCAGGAGACCUCGAUCUAAAACGACUUAGUUUAGUCUUGGAUAAUUUCUAAUGAAUAGCGAUGUCAAAACAGUCUUCUGGCGGUUAGUUUGAAUAAUGCUCGUCGGAAGGCGCCAAGUGGUAAUUUUGGCAAGAUAAGCGCUUGCAAUGAGAUAAACAACAUCGAUUGUAUACAAUCGUCACGUAGCUUGACGCGAAAGUUUGCGAAUGGAACCCAAAAAUCGAAUUAUUACCAGAAGGUUUGAGCAGUUGGCUGCAUGUUUGGUGGUACUUACGAUCGAAAAGACUAGCGUAGAGAAUGUCAAACCACAUAUUACUUUAUUAUGCCCUUAAGUUCGCCUCUUAACGCCGCGAACAAUGGAGUACAAAACAGAUUACAGAUAUGCAAACAUUGGUGUGUUAAUCUGUCAUGCCUGAACGAAUGCUAGACGAAAUGCUUCAGCUUUUUUGCGGGUGAUCGUGAAUUGUGUUUGCGAAUCUCCGCGUGCGGAGUGAGUCAGUUUCAAUUUUGUCAAGAGCACUUUAUCAUGGAGAGAGUCAUUAGUCGAAUUUCGCGAACGAACUGUGCGGCGAAAACAUUGAAUUGUUUUUCAAUCGACCGGUUCUUGUGUGCUCAAAUCAUUUAUUCAAGAGUUAUUGUCAAUAAAUGCAAAUAUGAUCGAAA
Messenger RNA from Stylophora pistillata, 2434 nucleotides. RefSeq lists its product as uncharacterized. Gene Ontology annotation, biological process: negative regulation of insulin receptor signaling pathway; regulation of mitochondrial membrane potential; regulation of cell population proliferation. Lineage: Eukaryota; Metazoa; Cnidaria; Anthozoa; Scleractinia; Pocilloporidae. The record is from RefSeq and is a predicted model, not a curated record.